AUGUAUUAUUUAGUUAAUGUUUAUUCGCCCGGCUCUUUGGUGGAGAAGCGUUCGUUGUGGGAGUCUUUAAUCUCUUUAAAGAAUAUAUUUAAUGAUGGAGAGUGGGUGAUUGGUGGUGAUUUUAACUCUAUCAAGACUUGUAAUGAAAGAAAAGGGAGUUCGGUGAUUCGAUCUAGUUGUGAAUGGAGGGAGUUCGAGGAGUUUAUUGAUCUUUCCAAUUUGAUUGAUAUUCCUUGCAAAGGGAAGAAAUAUUCAUGGUUUAGUGGGGAUGGAAGAGUUUGUAGUAGACUUGAUCGUUUUUUAGUGGCGGAAAAUGUGGUUAGUAGAUGGGGAGUGAUUGGUCAAUUUGUGGGGGAUCGUGACAUAUCGGAUCAUUGUCCGGUGUGGUUGGUAUGUGAUAAUUCUAAUUGGGGACCAAAGCCAUUUAAAUUUAACAACGAGUGGUUUGCUAACAAGGAGUUCUUGCAUUUUGUGGAGAAGGAGUGGAAGUUGUUAUUGAUAGAAGGGAGGGGCGAUUUUGUUCUUAAGGAGAAAUUAAGACUUUUGAAAGAGAGGUUGAGAUGGUGGAAUAUCAAUGUGUUUGGAAAGAUAGAUUUGGCGGUAGAGGAAGGGGUUCGGAUCUUAAAUGAAGGGGAUGAAUUGGUGGACGAGGAGGACGCUGCGGUUUCCUUGUUAGAGGCGGAUAGGAGAAGGAGGGCAUCUAAAGAUUUUUGGAUGAAUUUGAAGAUUAAAGAGAAUAUGCUUAUUCAAAAAUCGAGGUUGAAGUGGUUGAAUGAUGGUGAUGCGAAUAGUAGGUAUUUUCAUAAGGUAAUGAAAGCUAGGAGAAGACGGAACCAUAUUGGCCCUUUAUUGACGGAGAGUGGUCUUGUUGAUUCGGUGGCGGAAGUGAAGGAGGAAGUCUUGUCUCAUUUUGCGAAUAAGUUUAAGGAGGAUGUGAGGGGGAGACCGACUUUGGAGGGGAUUUCUUUUGGGGUUUUGAGUAGGGAUGAGAAAGAAUCACUUGAAAAGCCUUUCUUGGAGGAGGAAAUUAAAGAAGCAAUUUGGAAUUGCGAGGGAUCUAAAAGUCCGGGGUGUUAG
This is a messenger RNA of Vicia villosa (hairy vetch), 1077 nucleotides long. RefSeq lists its product as uncharacterized. The record is from RefSeq and is a predicted model, not a curated record. NCBI's taxonomy places the organism in Eukaryota, Viridiplantae, Streptophyta, Magnoliopsida, Fabales, Fabaceae. Bases 1 to 1077 code for a protein of 358 amino acids. Gene Ontology annotation, molecular function: catalytic activity. The transcript has a single exon.